AUGCUACAGGCUGAUACGGAAUCAUUUCCGAUUCCCGUUUGCAUCGCAGUAUUCCAAAAUGUGGCGGUGAGCUGGGCCUUGGCGAGUGGCUUCCACUGACUGCCGGUUUGAGUCUCACUCCUGCCAUCACACGCAUCAUCACGGAACCUGGCAAACGACUGCCUCAUCUCGGAAUUGCUGGUCAAUUUUUCGCAACAUGUGUUGUUGCCGGCAAGGCAUCGUGUCCAGGCUUUCACUCUGCGUCUGACGCAUCUUUCGAACAGCAGGUCACAGCAGCCUCAUCAUCAACAGCUUGCUCUGGACCACGGAUUUGAGUGCAUGUUGACGUACAAUAUUGGAAUCAAUACAUGAGCAGCUGCCGAGAUCUGUUGUUUGACCAGUUCUGCCCUACACAACAUUCACCACACGUAAAUAUGGCGGGGACCAUGGAACUCCUGGACUGUCCCCUCUGUGACUUCACAGUCCGACCAACCGAUAACUACAUCCUUCAAUUACAUUUUGAGCAAGUGCAUACAGAGGACUCUCCUUUUGUGGUCAAAGACGACCCCGAGCCGUUACCUCCUUCGCGUGGCUCAUCCUCCAAACGCAAGCACACGCAAGACACGACUUCCUCAGACAAGGAGGAAGGUACAGUCGCGUGUCCUGAGCCUGAUUGCGGUGAGGUGGUCUUGCUUGACGACUAUAACGAUCACCUUGAUCUACACGCCGCAGAAACGUUAUCAUUUGACGAGUCCACCAGAGAGUAUCACUCUCAUCAUUCAUCGAGCAAUAUGCAUAAAUCAGCCGCUAAGCACAAUUCCCACAGGCGGCCUUCGAAAGCCGCCUCGUCAGACUAUCGAUACGAUACAGACUCACUGGACAGCGCGAGGAAGAGCAGCAGCCAUGACAAGAAAAAGCAUCAUCGCGGUAGAAGGGGCACAGACAGCAGCGAGAAGAGCACACUAGCUCGGAGCAUCCUGAGCUUCAACCCGUUCAAGCUGGACAAGUCAGUGAAGCCGCCCAACAAGAGCGCUCGUCUCGGAAAAUCAGAACUUGGUCCUCAUGCCUGGGAGGACCAUAUGCCGAAGUGGCUUCACGAUCAACUCGCAGCUGGUCCUAAGAUUACCGUUGUCAAUCGCAUCGGCCGCGAUGGUCGCCUCAUCAAGCAGGAACAAGUGCAGAACGAGACGGCUGGCGUUAUUCCUAUUCUUGCUCAGCUAUCAGCCUUGGACCGCACCGUCAAAGAGGCGUACUACUGCCACCCAUCCACACUUCAUGUCGGCAAGACUCCAAACGAAGGCAGUUUCUGCGGAUACAGAAACAUCCAGAUGCUCAUAUCUUACAUACAGGGCGCGAAAGCACAGGGCCAUGAAGAAUUCUCUGGCCGAAUGCCCGGCAUUCUCAAGCUGCAAGAGCUCAUUGAGAGUGCUUGGGACAAAGGCAUCAACCACAUUGGCAGAGUCCAGACUGGGGGGAUUCAGGAUACCAGGAAGUACAUCGGCACGCCCGAGGCACAAGCUCUCUUCCUCAGCUCUGAAAUCAACUGCGCUGUCGAGAUGUUCGGCGACCAAGACACCUCACAAGGCAAGGUCCAGGCCCAUGAUCUACUUCUUCUUGCGGUCGAACGGUAUUUCGCUCAAGCUGCCACCAGCGAUGGAUCAAGUGUGCACAAGACCCUUCUACCACCCAUAUACCUCCAGCGACCUGGGCAUUCUAUCACGAUCGUCGGCUUUGAGCGUCGCAGUGAAAGCUACUGCAAUCUCGUUGUGCUCGACCCUGUCUAUGCAACAAGUCCAGCUAUGCAUAAGCUGAUCGGCCGGAAGAACAUCAAGAGCUCACGUCCCGAGGUCAUGCAUGCAUAUCGAAGAGGUCCGGCGAAUCUUAGAAAGUUCGCUGCUUUCGAGAUUCUGAUGCUUACCGCGACACCACCUUUGUUCCCGGCAUGGGAUGUAUGACCUCCAUGACAGAUCUCCACCACUCAUAUACCUAAAUACCCAGAUGCCAUAUCGACUACAUACCACUUCAAUCUCUGUUCGAUCCGUG
Molecule: messenger RNA, 2022 nt
Organism: Didymella exigua CBS 183.55
Lineage: Eukaryota; Fungi; Ascomycota; Dothideomycetes; Pleosporales; Didymellaceae
Product: DUF1671-domain-containing protein
Exons: 4
Coding region: 414-1934 (506 amino acids)
Source: RefSeq, a predicted model, not a curated record